CAAUCAAGGGUUCUCUUUGCGCUCUCAGCCAUAAUGGACAGGCCGGUAUCUCGUUUAGGCGCGCGAGGAAUUUCAAACGUCUUGGGAGGGGGAAAGGAGCGAUGCUUAUAAAGUGGAGGAAGAGGAGGGAGGAAGGAGGAGGAGGAAUCAUGCAUUAGCGGUAGUGCCUGGCGCGGUUCGUCUCCGGAGCUUAGGGUUUGACGCCAGACGCGCGAAGAAGGGUCGGUGCCAGAGAACUUUUAUGAGUGGAAAAUUGAGACGCCGCCCAAGCGGAAAUCUGGCUGGCUCGGGGUGGUGGAAGACCUGGGAGUAGACCGCGGCUAGGUUUCUGAAAAGUUAGUUGUCGCCCCACGCCAUGAGCUGCUGCCAUUGGAGAAGCCUGGCCACGCCCCUUUUCUGAAAGGCGAGGGUUGGUAUGCCAACACCACCAUGGCCCAGGAUCCGGUGAUGCUUCAAGCAGAGGUGGAGCGCCUUGUAGCUGAGCUACAGGAGGCAACCCAAGAGAAGGUCCAGGCAGCAGAGUAUGGGCUGGCGGUACUGGAGGAGAAUGGUGAACUGAAGCAGCGCUGUAGAGAUCUGGAAGGUCAGCUAGAGAUGCUACGAAUGGAGCUGGUUCACAUGAAGGAGGCUUUGGCAGAGACCCACAGCUGUCACAAACGGGCAGCUGCUGAUGGGGAGAGCCGAGAAGAGUGUUUGCUUAGGGAAACUGCUUCCAAAGAGGCCCGCCUGACUCAAACCAUUGAGGAGCUCCAUGGUGAAAUGAAGCAUCUGAGAUCUCAACUUGACACUACUGGGGCCGAAAAUGAGCGGCUUGCUGUAGCACUGAGGGACUUGAGGAAGGAAUGUCAGGCAUUGGAAUCUGAGAAAGCCCGGCUGCGUGAGGAGAUGAAACAGGCCAAGACGCGAGAACUGCGUCAGUUGCAGGACUGUGCAGAGCUUGAGGACGAGAACAUCUCCCUGCAGAAGCAGGUCUCGGCACUCCGGGGCAGUCAGGUGGAGUUUGAGAGUGUCAAGCGCGCCCUGAGCUGCCGUGAGGAAGAGCUGGUGCUUGCUGGAACCCAAUUACUGGAAUUGGGUCGCCUCCGGGACCUGGCAGAACACCAGCUUCAAGAGGCACUCGAGGCUCUGCAGGCAGAACGGGAGCAAAAGCAGGAACUGCGGCGAGAACUGGCCAUCUAUGCAGGUGGCCGCCAUGACUCAAUAACUACCCUGCAGGCCAACCUGGAGGAGCUCAAUCACGGUCACACAGAGAGUGAGGAGCAAGACAGUGGCUUUGCCAAUGGUAGCAGCGUUGGGGGCAUGGCUUCCACGCCCCAAGGUGGCCGCCCUGCCCCAGGUCUAGUAGCUGACCUGUUCAGUGAGCUUAGCUUGGCAGAGAUUCACAAACUUCAGCAGCAACUGCUACAGGCAGAAAACGAGAAGGCCUCUCUUGCCUCAGACCUGCAGGACCUCAAGAAGCAGCUGACCACCACCAAGGAGACUCUGGCCCAGCAGCAGUUGUGCAACAGCCACAAGGCUCAGGGCUUGGAUCCAGGCCCUGGUGGCGAUAGGGCUAGUCCAUUGCUCAGCGAGGUAGAGCGCUGCCACAAGGAGAUGGAAAAGGCCCAGCUGGCUGUCCAGCAAGAGAGGGAGACUUCUGCCCAGCUAGAAACAGAACUGCGUGUUGCCAGAAGGAUGACCCGGGAGUGUCAGUCACGGCUGGCCCAAGCCCAGGAAGAGCUUCUGGCUUUCUCUGAGGAGAUGGCCGCCCUGUACCAUCACGUAUGUGCCUGCCACAACAUCACCCCUCAUCGUGUGGUGCUGGACUAUUACCGGGAGGGCCGUGGGGCCCGGAGUAUGGGGAGGAGGCGGGCUUCCAGAAAGCUUCAUCUCACAGAAAUGGAAACCAGCAGCAGUGGGGAUCAGUCACCCACCAGCAGCAGUCCCGGUUCCCCCUGCGGCUUGGAGCCCCUCCACGUGGCCCACCUGACAGCUGUCUUGCGGGAGCAGCUAAGGCAUCUGCAGAUGGCACUCUCCCUGGUCCAUCAGCAGAGCCCCAUGGGGCGCGGAGCCGAGUUGGAGCGCGACAAGGAGGCACUGGUGGAAGAGGUGCUGAAGCUGAAGUCCUUGCUGAGCACGAAGCGGGAGCAGAUUGCGACCCUGCGCACGGUGCUCAAGGCCAACAAGCAGACGGCGGAGGCAGCCCUCUCCAACCUCAAAGGCCAAUACGAAGGGGAGAAGGUGCUGGUGUCCGAGACCAUGGUUAAGCUCCGUCACGAGCUCAAAGCGCUGAAGGAAGAUGCUGCUACUUUCUGUUCCCUGCGCGCCAUGUUUGCCAGCAGGUGUGAUCAGUAUGUGAGCCAGCUGGACGAGAUGCAGAGGCAACUAGCAGCUGCUGAGGAUGAGAAGAAGACACUGAGCUCCCUCUUGCGCAUGGCCAUCCAGCAAAAGCUGGCCCUCACCCAGCGGUUGGAGUCCUUGGAGACACCUGUGGAGGUGACACGGGGCAGCAGGAGGCCACUCAGACCAGCCAAGAGCAGUGCGAGAUGAGAGAGCUGGAUUCUGGAGCAAGAUUUCCAAGCCUUCUGGAUGUGUUGGUUCAUGCCCUUUGUGAUCACAGAACUCCAGGAACUGGGGCUGGGGUGGGGAAUUGGUGCCUGAAACCCACAGCCAGUCCUAAAGAGCCCUGUACCACAACAGAGGCCUCAGCCAAAGCUCCCUCUGUGCCUUAAGACUCCUUGAAGACACUGUCUCCUCUAGAUUUGCCUGUUGUGCUGGGUUUCCCUAAGCGCCUUGAUUGCUGUGCCUUCUUAUUAGCUCUAAUGUUAGUGACACUGGUGUCAGCCUUAAUGAUUAGGGCUGCCUACUUCCUGUGGAUUGGUUGAAGUGGUGGUGGUGAGGGGGCUGUCUUUUUCUCCUCCACUCGGUUUACUUUCCUUAGCUUGACAUGUUCACUCUUUUCUCUGCUCACCAGUUCUUUUCCUACCUCCUCUUUCCAUUUCCCCUCCCCUCAUGGGAUUUUGCAAUUACUAAUUGCUGACUGCACAGAAAAUGAAAGAAGAUGGAAAACAAGUACUGUGCAGUCAUAAGAUGCCUUGUGGGAUGUGUACAAUUUAUAUAAAGCAAUUCUGUUCAUAGUCAAAUCUAGAUGAGCCCCUGAUUGUUUGUCUCAAAUAAAUAAUUGGCCAUUCUGGAUCUUCAGUCAUCUUUUUCUCUUGCUCCGCCACUGAAAAAUGGUAUUGUUAAUUGCUUUCACCUUCAUUUGUUUUUCAAUAACAAGAAUGGAUUGUCAAAACAGAACCAGUGUUUUUCCAAAUGUGCUUAUCCAUUUGCCUUUCAAAGACGUAUGUAUUCUCUGUUCUGUUCAGCUAAUAGUAUUGUAUCCGCAAUCAGUGCAUGACGUAUUCUCUUUCUGUUUGCUGAUAUGACAUAUUUAAAGAAUAACAAACAUCACUGAAUCUA
Pogona vitticeps (central bearded dragon) is the source of this 3441-nucleotide messenger RNA. Its product is annotated as protein bicaudal D homolog 2. The record is from RefSeq and is a predicted model, not a curated record. Lineage: Eukaryota; Metazoa; Chordata; Lepidosauria; Squamata; Agamidae. Gene Ontology annotation, molecular function: cytoskeletal adaptor activity; dynein complex binding; dynactin binding. Gene Ontology annotation, cellular component: cytosol; Golgi apparatus. Gene Ontology annotation, biological process: microtubule anchoring at microtubule organizing center; regulation of microtubule cytoskeleton organization; protein localization to organelle.